This is a messenger RNA of Sinocyclocheilus anshuiensis, 3188 nucleotides long. RefSeq names its product myocardial zonula adherens protein-like. The record is from RefSeq and is a predicted model, not a curated record. The transcript has 13 exons. Bases 578 to 2320 code for a protein of 580 amino acids. NCBI's taxonomy places the organism in Eukaryota, Metazoa, Chordata, Actinopteri, Cypriniformes, Cyprinidae. Gene Ontology annotation, cellular component: intracellular anatomical structure. Gene Ontology annotation, biological process: intracellular signal transduction.
GUUGUUUGGUUUUGGAGCAACAAGAAGGUGAGUAAUUGAUGUCAGAACUGUCAUUUUUUUGGUGAACUAUCCCUUUAAUAUUUUAUUAUGAAGUAACCAUUUUUUAAAAGCUUGAAUGCUGCACUGUAAUAUCAGGAUGGCCACCCCAGAAGGUUAAUCUCUCUGUUAGAUUUAUUUGGCUAAAUUAAAUCCCCAAAAUGAUUCACAAAUAUCUCUACACAUAACUCAUAUCACUGCGUCCUGUUUUCAACAUUUGAAAUGACUCUCCCCUGUUUGAGUACCUCAAAUUUAGUCUCAUGGGCUUGUGUUUUUGUGGAUUAUCUGUCAAGUUCAGUAAAGUCCAGUGCAGAAGGCCAUGAACAACACUGGCAUCAUUGUUCUGUCUUAUCUCCACCCACUCCCACACGUUGCUCCCCAUUCAGUCGGAAUCUGACGGAAACGUUAAUCGUGUUUUCUCAACAUCUCAUUCUAUAUUUUAGAAGAGUUAUUCUCAUAUAGAAUUCGGUCUCUGUCAGUGAGGAAGCUGAAGCUCUGUGCUUUGUUUUGGAGAGGAGCGCUGAGGAGGUGUGGUCAUGACAUGAAUGAGAUUACAGUUCUGAGAAACUAUGCCCUGAGAAGAGAAAGGGGAACACCACACCCUGAGAGUGUGAUCACAGCUGGACUUCAUCAGUGCUGUUCCACCUCAGUACGAUGUGAAAAUAGCACCCAUGGCGAGAAACUGGUCAAUGGUUCCAGGAAAAAGAAAAAUGGGCUCAUGCAGAGAGAAAGACCCCCUGGGAGAGAAUCACCUCAACAAGAAGACAAGCACCCCAUGACCAAUGGCAUCGGUCGGGACCAGCCUGCUCAGCACGGGUCCAGAGUUUAUGGCGUGGUGCAGAGCACAGGCACCAGCCACCAACAGGAAGUGAUGGCACGUGAGUCGUCUGUCAGUCACCUGAGGGAUGAGAUGAGGUACAUCAGAGAGGUACGUGACUCUUUGGAAAAAGUCAGAGAGCGGAUGUAUGGCCAGUUUGGAGGGAUGCAACAAUCAGUGCAAAAAUUAACUCAGGAAUUAAAGGCAGCCAACUCUCAUAAGCGUUACCUUGAGUCAGAGGUGAGGACGAGAAGGGUAGCUAUGGAGAGCUUUGACCACAUGAACAGCUCCCUCAUAUCAGCAAACAUUGAUCUACAGAAAUCAUUGCUGGAAAGCUGUCAGAAUCGUGUGGGGAACAGAGAUGAGAAGAAAGCUGUGCGCAGCUCGUUGGAGAAGACAGAGGAAAAACUCAAGGAAAUGGAAAGACAGCUAGCAGCAGCACAGGCCACAAACCAGUCUCUCAAAAAUCAGGUGGAGACUUCUCAGGAAGCCAAGACUCAAGCUUUGAAAGAGUUGAGCGCUCAGCUACAGAGGGAAUAUGAGGAACAGCUGCAAGAACAGCAGAGGAAGUACAGAGAGGAGAUAGAGGCUCUGCAGGCACAGCUUGAUGACUACAUGAGGAGGCUUGAGGAGGCGGAGAGGAAUGCUCAGAUAGCUGAGGCAAAGAUUGCUGAAAGAGAUCAAAGAAUUACUGAGGUGGAGAGGCUACUAAACUGUAUGGCUCAGGAGAAGGGUGACCUGAUAAAAAAGCUUUGUGAAUGUGAACAACGCUUACAUGGUUUGGACCAAAUUGACCAUGCAGACAAAGCUGUGGCCAAACAGUCUGAGCAGCUGAAAGAUGAAGCAGCAGAACUGAGAGAGCGAAUAAAGCAUCUCAACGACAUGGUGUUCUCUCAACAGAGGAAGGUCAAGGCCAUGAUAGAGGAGGUUGAAACAUUGAGAGCAAAAGUUGCACAGAAGGAUAUGUUCAUUUCUGAGCUGCUGGACAGGAUUGCCAUAGUGGAAUGUGAGAAUAAUGAGUUAGGAGACAAGUUGAAGUAUUUUAUGUCUAUACAGAGAGCAUCUGAGACUAAAGUAGCCACCCGGGACAUUGGAGUUGGCUGUGACCUCCCCAUUAGAUCUGAGGAGCUGCCGGAUGUCACUCCUGUCCAACCCAGCCCCAUCUCAUCAGCCCCAAGAUCCUCUAGCAGACUGAACUAUAGUCUUCUUAAAUACACUCCUGGUCAGUACAGCACAAUGCUGCGCUCCAGUGUAGUACAUACACAAGAAACUGCAACCAGUCCCACACAAACGGCACCUCUGUCUUCAAGUUAUGUUCAGACCAGCCAUGAAGACGAGGACUCCAAAUCUCCAACAGGCUCAGAACUGUCCUCUACCACCAGUCCUAGAGCAAGAACCAGCCCGUCACAGAUCUACACUCCUUUUAUGAAGCUGAUGGAGAUGAGCUCUAAAAUGAACAUUGACUGAAUAAAGUUUUACUGAAAUGGCAGUGGCAGAAGCUUAUGGGACAUGAAGUAUUGUUGUAUGUAACAUUACAGUACAGUAUAUAUAAAUAACCUACUGAUCUGUGAAUAACUUUUUUUGGUAGUAUAUAUUGAUGCACUCUAUUUUGCUUUGUUUACCAAAAAAAUAGUGAUUUUAUGUGACAGCUUUCUAUAUUUUACAAUUAUCUAUUUAUAUUUCCAUUUUCUGAGACCAUAUUUCCAUUUUCUGAGACCAUAUUUAAAUUAUUUUCUAAAGUGUAUUACGCCAAAUAUUAUUUUGUUAUAUAAAAAAACUCAAUAAUAGGCUCUAUAUAUGAGGGGUUUCUUUAAAGAAAAGGAAUGAUGGUAGCUAUCAGUUGUGAUCAAAGCUCAGUACUGGUGUACUGUUUUUUUUUUUUUGCUUCAAUGUGUAUUGUAUUUAAAUGUUUUUUUUUUUUUCAUUUGUACUAAGAGAGUUGUAGACAUUAGUGGUCUCACUCUCUGUUGCACUUUUUCCCCUGGGGUUACUGAUGCAAAGACUCCAAUUCACCUGAUUUUGACGACUCGAAACAUUCAGAAUGCCAGUUUAAAAAAAGCAUUGGUUAUAGACCCCCAUUGUUGUAGACCAGAGUGCAUUACCCAUGCACAGACUGUUGAGAGGAAGCAGGCCCCUGUGGAUUGUUCGAUGUGUUAAUGUGUUCAUGCACUUUUCUGAAGACUCAGUUCAGUUGCCAAAAUCACAUCAUCUUUUAUGAUGACUGCAAAUGAAGGUUUAUAGACUACAUUUGGUAUUAAUAUUUUUCACUCACUGAGCACUAUAUUUACACAUUACUGGGUAUAUUGUUCAAUAAAUAAAAUGUCAAAGCCUACAA